AACAUGAACUGUGUACUCGAAGGAAACUGUGUAAAAGUGCUUGGAAAGGCUAUCCAGGCACUUUCACGGAUUGGAGAUGAACUAUGGUUUGAUCCUUUGAGUAAAGGGCUGGCGUUGAGAUCAGUGAACUCUGCUCAUUCUGCCUACGCCUGCUUCCUCUUUUCACCACUGUUCUUCCAGCGCUACAUCUUGAGUUCAGGAUCAGAGCAUGGAGGUGAAGCCAUUAAAUGCAAACUGAUCAUGAAGUCUGUGCUUCCACUUUUUCGGUGUUUGACUUCCAUUGAGCGAAAUGUGGAAAUGUGUCAGAUUUCAAUCAGCGAUGAUCGAGUUAAAAUCCAGUUUUCAUGCAGACAUGGCAUCAUUAAAACCCACAACCUACGCUUCCAGGAUAGUGAACCUCUGCAGGCGGUGUUUGCCUCACACCUCUGUCCCAACGUACUGAAAGCUCCAGCCAGGCUUCUGGGUGAUAUGGUGACACAUUUUCCAGUGUAUCAGGAGGAAAUUACUCUGUCCAUAAGUCCUCAGAGACUCAGUCUGAGAAAUUACUGUGAGGGAGGAAAAGAUCACAUGAAGUUGAUGUACACAGAGAUGUCCUUACACCCAGACGAGUUCGACUACUUUCAGGUCGGAGUGGAGUCGGACAUAACCUUCUGUCUGAAGGAGCUGAGGGGUUUACUGUCUUUUGCAGAAUCACUUUGUCUACCAGUAUCGGUCCACUUUGAUGCAGCAGGAAAACCUGUGUGCUUUUCGGUAGAAGACUUGGUCCUGGAGGCGACUGUGGUGUUGGCGACUCUGAUCGACUCUGACAGCAGCAACCCCACCUCUCAGCCCACUGAGACCCCCGUCCCCACUGCCACCAGGUGUGCAGAGGCCUCCGCGCCUCCUGUCGGUUCUUGUGAGCCUGACAUCAUUCUACGUGAGGAUAUUCCUGAGGAUCUGAUCCCGUCGAGUCAGGGCAGUCCCAUAAUGCACCCUGCUGCUCUGAUGCAGCUUCAGACUGGACAACCUGAUGGACAGGGGGUACUUGAUGAUGCUUGUGCCACUGCUGCUACGUCUCCUGCUUCUUCUAUGAUCUGCUCCCUUCUGUUCAAGGCCCUGUCUUCACAGCAGGAAGAGGAUGGUUGUGCUGCCACGCUGCCAGUCCUGGCAUGUCACAGUGAUGUGGAGGAGGAUAUGGAAGACGACUGCCCAAGAAGCCCCUCACACUAAGGAAAGAGCUGUUAAAUACUAUUUAGCUUGUUUUUUAGCCUUGGCUUUUUGAUUCUGCAGUUACCAACAUAGAGUGGCUGUUAAGAUAAUAACAUAAAUGAACUAAUUUGUUUUUUGACAUUUAAAAGUAGCUUUAAGGCUUUUAUUUGUGGCUCAAAAGAUUCACAUGUAUAUUUUGUAUUGAUCUUCAAGUUGACAUGACGUGUAAAUUAAUGUAUUCAUUGUUGUAAUUUAUUGAAUAGUGAUUUGUUUGGGAAAUGUUCACAUAAAAAACCAGAGUUGUGACUGUUAGUGGUCUGGUAUAAGACAUUACGUCAGAUGCCACACCUGUCUGCUGAUAAUAACUUUUAGUAUGCCUGAUGUGUGAGGAAUGUGGGAGUACACUCAGGUUGUACAAGGAGUUCUUUUGGCGGCAUUUUGUGUUUAUGGCUGACACAACAAAACUAAACAGCCUGAGUUCAUUAGGGUGAAGUCAGGGCUUUGGAGUGUUAACUUCAUGGGAAAAUAUUACAAGCAAAGACAGUAAAAGUCUGAAAUGUAUUGUUUUAUCAUUCAAGCAACGUUCAGAUAAAAAAAAAAAAAAAAAAAAAAAUCAAAUACAGCAUGAUAAUAAAUACUAUACUCUUUAUUUAAAUAUUGUACAGAUUUGAAAAUGUUUUUACAGAACACAGAUCUGCAUCAAACUUUACACCCAAAAUAUAAAGACACGUGCUCUGGUUGUAACAAAGUUUGGUUGGAAGAGGAGGAUGAAGUUGAAAUGAGACAUGGGAGAGCUUCAGGGCAGGUUAGGAAUCAGGAACCACAUAGCGAACAGUGGCUGUACCAUCUGACAGGGAGAAUUGCUUUGUAACAUAUUUAAGGCUGCUUAGAUUGUCCUCAGUGCUAUGAUGCUU
Sphaeramia orbicularis (orbiculate cardinalfish) is the source of this 2102-nucleotide messenger RNA. It is a transcript of the gene rad9b, whose product is annotated as RAD9 checkpoint clamp component B. The record is from RefSeq and is a predicted model, not a curated record. NCBI's taxonomy places the organism in Eukaryota, Metazoa, Chordata, Actinopteri, Kurtiformes, Apogonidae. The transcript has 11 exons. Gene Ontology annotation, cellular component: checkpoint clamp complex. The coding region runs from base 4 to 1209 and encodes 401 amino acids. Gene Ontology annotation, biological process: mitotic intra-S DNA damage checkpoint signaling; DNA replication checkpoint signaling; cellular response to ionizing radiation.